AUGAACCGCCCGCUUGGCCUCUACGUUGCGUGUGCCAUCCUAAUGAGCCUCGCAGAGAUCGGCUUCUGUUUGGCCGCGUUGCUGCAGGAUGACCUGAGCAACUGCAGUUUUCCUGAUGGGAUGGCCAAGAGUGUUGGGAUUGGCUCCUGGCUGCGUGUUCAGAUGGGCUGUGCCUGGCUCAACCUCAUCUUUGCUCCGUACAUCCAGCAUCAGUUGAUGCAGACGCUUGAAGCGAAGGCAGGUGUUGCAGACAUGGACCAGAAGGCAAUCAAGGAGAGCUUCCAGGAAGUCUUCCUUCAUGACAUCGGUGUCUGCCUCUAUGUUUUCGCGUGGAUUGGCUCCCUCGUAUGGAGCGUUUGCGGCCUCUCGUGGAUGCGCCAAACUCCGGCUGCCUGCGAUCCUCAAGGUUGGGGGUCCGCCGCUGCCUUUGUGGGGAUUGCCUUCUUCUGGUGCCUCUUGUUCUAUGGAAACGUCUGGUAUUGGUAUGUCAGCUGCACCAGCCACAGACCAGUGAAAUGGGCCAUGAAGCUGAUACCUGCGGUGACAUCUGGUAAGGUGCACGCUCCGCAAGUCUCUGUCAUGCGAGGAGCAUCACCUGCAGGUCCAGCCUUACCGCCGCCAUCCGGCUGCCAGAAGGCCUGCACAGCGUCGCAGCUUGCAAAGCUGGUGGCAUGUAUCGGCUUGGACUUUUUCGGUGACGCGACGUACUUCUUUCCAGUGAUUGGUGAGGGGGUCGACUUGGCCUACGCGCCCAUCCAGGGGAUUGCCCUCAUGAUGCUGUUCGGCUCAAGAAGCAUCGCCACCGUGGGAGUGCUGGAGGAGCUUCUGCCGUUUACGGACCUCAUGCCCACGGCCACUCUGGGCUGGAUUCUCGAGACCUUCUUCGCGGAGAGUUGCCUCGGCCGGUCCCUGGGAUUUUCCCAGCGCCAAGAUGGCUCGUCUUCGUCUGAUGAGUAG
Symbiodinium natans is the source of this 957-nucleotide messenger RNA. Lineage: Eukaryota; Dinophyceae; Suessiales; Symbiodiniaceae. The record is from the annotation of a GenBank genome assembly.